AACCCCCAUCUCCCUGCCCCAUUUCCAUCCCUUCCAUGGCGGCUCGACGCGACGCCGCCAAAUUCCCUCCCGGCGCGCGCUCAGAAGGGCGGGAAUUUUUCGCGCACCCGCGCCGCCUCGCCUGUAUAAAAUCCCCUAUCCGCCGCUCUUCCUCGCUCCUUUUCCCCACCACCACAACCAGUCCACCAUUGCCUCCCGUCAAAUGGGCCGCAAGGGCAGCAGGGCUAGGGUUUCCCGCGACGCCGACGCCGACGGCGGCGAGGAGGAGGCCGCCGCCGCUCCAGCCGCCACCGGGAGCAAGAGCCUCUACGAGAUCCUAGGGGUUGAGAAGAGUGCUUCACAACAAGAAAUAAAGAAGGCAUAUUACAAAUUGGCUCUGCGUCUCCACCCAGAUAAGAAUCCUGGGGAUGAGGAAGCCAAAGAGAAAUUUCAGCAGCUGCAGAAGGUGAUAUCUAUUCUUGGAGAUGCAGAGAAGAGAGCACUGUAUGAUGAGACUGGCAUUGCUGAUGAUGAUGCACUUGUUGGAGAAGCUGCAGACAAUCUUCAAGAGUACUUCAGAGCAAUGUACAAAAAGGUUACUGAGGCUGACAUUGAAGAAUUUGAAGCUAAAUACAGAGGGUCAGAUUCUGAGAAAAAGGACUUGAAGGAUCUUUAUACAAAAUUCAAGGGCAACAUGGACAGGCUUUUCUGGUCAAUGAUUUGCUCAGACCCAAAGCUUGAUUCCCACCGCUUCAAGGAUAUGAUUGAUGGUGCAAUUGCCGAAGGUGAGCUGAAGUCAACUAAAGCAUACACGAAAUGGGCUAAAAAGAUCUCUGAGAUGGAGCCACCCACAAAUCCAUUACAGAGGAGAGUGAAGAAGAAGAAAAGCGAGGAGAAUGAUCUGAUUCUAGCCAUCUCACAGCGCAGGGUGGAACGGAAAGACCAGUUCAACUCCAUUCUCUCAUCCAUAAUGUCCAAGUGCGACCCUAAGGCGAGCAGCUCGGAGCCCACUGAAGAGGAGUUCGAGCAGGCACGGCGGAGGCUGGAGAGCAGGAGGCCCAAAAGGCGCAAGUGAUGCAGGCUACUCGCCCUGCGCCGAUCAUCGUCGCAAGCUUGGUUGUAACAUGACUUAACAAAGGGGUUUCAGAGAGCCAGUUUCGCUGUAUGAGGAUUGCAGGCUUCUCCGUUGGGCUUUAUGGCUACUCCUUUGCUGUAAGGAAAUACAGUAGUUUAUUUUGCUGAAAUCUGUAGUGGUGUAUCUCUUCCAUGGAACCAGAAGAUGGAAGAGACCGAAGCGUCAUCAGCCACUAUACUCUGCAAUGCUGCACCCGGAUCCUCUGCAUUAGAGAAGGCAACGCAGAUCACUGUAGUAUCUGGUACGUGUUAUGCGCGGAGGAACAGCUAAAUGUAGAAACACUGUAGCGAACACCUGUAGUAACAUGAUUGCGGUUUAGCAUCUGAUAUGAUCUGUUAGUUUUUUAUCCGACGGCUCCAGAGUGGCCUUAAUAUACUUCACGGUAGCUAUUUGCAGUUGUCAAUGGUAAUUGUAGAGGAUUCUAAUCCCGCUAUGUUGGACCGGAAGUUUAAUGUUAUUCUAUGAAAUCGUCAGUGACAUGUGGUC
Phragmites australis (common reed) is the source of this 1600-nucleotide messenger RNA. Its product is annotated as chaperone protein dnaJ 6-like. The transcript has 8 exons. The coding region runs from base 203 to 1054 and encodes 283 amino acids. The record is from RefSeq and is a predicted model, not a curated record. Lineage: Eukaryota; Viridiplantae; Streptophyta; Magnoliopsida; Poales; Poaceae.